GCAAAGUAGGGAAAAAGUUAAAAACAAUUUCGGUUGAAAGUUGCAAACAAUUACAAAUCGCAUUAUGUAUAAAGUAACAAUUGCUGUUCUGCUUUUGGCCGCUGCUGCCAGCGCUGUGCACAUUCAACAGCGUUAUCACGGUCAAGACAUCUACGCUGAGCCCGAAUGCUCCAUUGUAACCGAUCACUCGCGCAUGUUCCGGGACAUAUCCGACCCGACACACUACUGGAUUUGCCCUGAAGGUCAGGAGAAGGCGGAUUACAUACAAUGUCCGGACAAUUACGCAUUCAUGGAGAAGGAGCAAAAAUGCGUCGUAUGGGAGGAAUGGAAUUGGGUUGAACCAUACACUAAAUAAAUUUAUAACGAAACCUUGCUAACCAACUUGAAUAAAAUUCUUUGAAAAUGAAAUUUUUAAUUUA
Molecule: messenger RNA, 419 nt
Organism: Bactrocera latifrons
Lineage: Eukaryota; Metazoa; Arthropoda; Insecta; Diptera; Tephritidae
Exons: 2
Coding region: 65-355 (96 amino acids)
Cellular component (GO): extracellular region
Molecular function (GO): chitin binding
Source: RefSeq, a predicted model, not a curated record